CUUAAGGAAGCGAAGAAGAGAAGUGUUACCGUUUGAAAGAAUUCUAAGGAGUUCCCAAUUUAUCUAAAGAGAUUCAGAUAGUUUUUUUUUUUGUUUAAUACUGUUUAGUUAAUAUUCUUGAAGAGAUUGAUGUUCGUCAAAAUAUUUAUUUUUUAUUUUCAUAAGUUAUCUUUUAUUUAUCUUUUAUACUUGUCAAGAAUAUUGUCGUAUGUGAUAUAAAAAAAUAGUAGUCACAAAUGUGUUCUUUCUUGAAAAAGACCCCAUUAGUUAAAAUAUAAUUCGACUAACAAAUAAAUAGUGACCAAUGUUGUUGCAAUAGAAAUAAUAACUUUGUCACAAAAAAUUGAAUUUGUGUCAAUAACACUAUUACGAAAACCUCCUUUUAUCACAAAAAAAUCGUCAGAAGUGUGACUCAUUUGUGACAACCUAAAUCGGUGACCUUAAAAUACAUUUAGUGACAGGAAUAGCUUGUCAUAAGUGUAUAAUACUGUUUAGUUAAUAUUCGACUAACAAAUAAAUAGUGACCAAUGUUGUUGCAAUAGAAAUAAUAACUUUGUCACAAAAAUUUAAAUUUGUGUCAAUAACACUGUUACCAAAACCUCCUUUUAUCACAAAAAAAUCGUCAGAAGUGUGACUCAUGUGUGACAACCUAAAUCGGCGAGCGUUAAAAUACAUUUAGUGACAGGAAUAGCUUGUCGUAAGUGUAUAAUAUUUGUUACAAGUUAAAGUUGUCACGAUUGAAUAUGUUUUAUGAGAUGAAAAAAUCGGUCACAAAUAAAGCAUAUACGUGUAUGUUAUACUAGUAAAAAAAGUGUUGCCCAAAGUGGUGUUGCAUAUGGGUAUCCAUAUGCAACACAUAUUUUUGUUGUUGCAAAAAUUAAAAGAAAUGUUGCAUAUUACUUUAUACAACACCACCUAUAGAGGACACUACUAAAAAUGUUGCAUAUUGUAUAGGCAACACUUUAGGCACUUCUUGCAACACAUUUGAAGUGUUGCCAAAAGCCACUUUGCGCAAAGCGAUUUUCGGAGGGGUAAAUAUCGAAAGGUUGAGUCUUCUUGCUUGGAGAGCUGAAUGAUGGGUUAUUUAGUUUCUUUGAGAGUAAUGUGUGAUCUCUUAACAUCAGUUCAUAUGGUUGAUCUUCUAGGUUGACUUUUGAGAUGAUUAAAGAUAAAUAGCUAUACUUUUUGUUGCUUUUGUUAUGAUACCCCUGUUUAGUAUCAUCAUUUUUCCAAUUUGAAAUGUUUUAUGUGGUUAGUUUUCAGUAAACAAUGACUAUUCUUAUUAGUGUUAACAUAGGGAAUAGCUUCAAUCAUACCACUUUUACACAAAAUUUAUAUGUAAGAGUUGAGAUCAUUUCCAAAUUAAACUAUUCAAGCUAUAAUGCUAAUCUUCAUCAUAUAAAACAUGGUUUCUUUUGAGUGGAAUAACAUCAUGAUUGCAUAUAAGUUAUUACAAUAUGAUGUUUUGUGACAGUGUCACUUGCUUCUAGAUUUAAAAGUGGUGUUUUAAUUACUACAAUAUAAAAAAUACGAGUGAUAACCAUAAUUGGAGCAGAUAGAAGAUGGUUUGAUAUCAUUCUCUCUGCAUGGAAUAAAUACAUUGUGAGAAUAUGUUGUCAUGGGAAGGACAAACCGAACUCUUUGUGUUUUUAGUAUAGCAUGUUGAUAUAUACGCAUGUCUAGACCCGAUCGAUUGGACAUCUCCACCUGGAAUUUAUUGAAGGGAUUUUUGCUCCUCAAAGUCGGGUGCCAAGUAAGCUCUCUCCUUAAUCAUUAUAUUUUUCUUAAUUUGCACAUGCACACCCUCAUAGGAAAUAUGUACGGAAUUGUAAUUUGGGUGCUUCAUUAGUGUUGUCUUGUUUCCAUAAGAUUGUAUUAUCUGAGGUGGUUUGUUCUAGAAUUGUGAAUCGUGAUUUUAUCUCCUCUAAGAAAUUGUCAAGUGAAGCUAUAAAAGAGGUCAACCUGAGCUUCCUAUUUAAUUUAGAUGGUAAGAGAGCAAUGACUUACAUCAAAUUGAUUGGGGGUUGACAAUGUUUGGGAAACGGUUUAGCCUUCUUCAGCGCAUCACAAGAUCCUUAUAGUAUCUCAACCAAAGCAAUUUUUGUUUUCAUGCAUGAUGUUGAUACAAGUUGCUUACCUAGAAGAUAACCCCAACAAGUUAGCUCUUGGAGUUGUGAUGCGAAAAUGGGUGAGACAGAAAUGGUUUAUACAAAAGGUCAUACAAUGAUCGUAUAAAAUACGUUGGUAGAGAUAGUCAUCAAUCUCAUUUUAUUGCAGAAGCCACAGAGGAGAAGAGAGGAAUCGCCAUUGGUACUCUAAAUAUUACAAGACUAUUAUAAUGAUCAUUUCUUUCAUUUCAUGUAAAUUUGUAUUAUUACUGAAGUGAUAUUAUCCCAAGCCAUAAAUUGCAGCAAGGAAUGGUAGUUUGAAUUAAUGUGCAAUGAUGCAAAAUGUCAUGUAGCUUCCACGAAAAAGGAGUAAGAGUGGACCAAUCAGUGUGUUUGCUGUAGAGAAGGAUAAGAAUCGUAAUAAUGGGGAGGUAUAUUGACAGAAGUUAUUAUCUAUUGGUGCUUCCAGACAUAUAUUGCUUGCCUGUUUCUUUUUGUAUUGGGGUAUUUGAAAGGUGCGAUAUUAGGUCACACAUUAGCAUAUUCUUUAUUUAGCCCCCGCCUCUACGUCACCAAUUGGAAGCUCAAGUUGAUGAAAGACGGCAUGCUUUUCCCCACUCGAGUUAGAGCGUGGGCAGGCUCUUGCUGCUCCACCUCCCGCGGGUGUUUGUCGUAGACAUCAAGAACACCAAGAUGGUUGUUGUCCCUCAAAAGGGCAUUCUUGUUUGCUUUGAUGGAGCUAGGCGGCCAGCUCUAGGAGGAGGAAUUGAAUUUGUAGGCUUCUCUUCUUCUAGUACUAUUCUAUUUGCAUUUGGCAAAUACUAUCCAGAUAUGACAAACCCUUUCCUCAUAGAACUUCUAGCUCACUGUCAUAUGAUAUUCGAUGGUGCCUAACUCAUGGUUUUUAUGUGGUUAAUUUUUGUGGGUGACUGUCAAUUUCUUGUUCAACUCUGGCAGCACUGGCCACAAAACAUGCAUUGGGAGUCGCUCUAUUUGAGGAAGUUCUACAAACUCUUUUUUUUUUUUUUUUUGUCUUUUGGACAUUAAUUUUGCUUGUACUUUUAUUCCGCGUCACCUUAAUAGGCUAGCCCAUUUAGUGGUGAACCACAACCUCUCAUUAGCAGUUUGACUAUUUGUCGACGGUCGACGGUCGCGACCGGUUAAAGCUAACUUUUGUCACUUCUAACUUCUAAACUGUCUAUGAAAAUGGAAAAAAAUUGAAGCAAAAGUUGGAUAUUCUUGUUACGGUGAGAAAAAAGCCCAAUGGACUCAAAACUGAUCUCUAAUGAUGGCCCAGACUUGGAAUUACCACAGUCCAUAACUUAUACAAAGACGAUCAUGUCAUUCCUUCCUCAGUUCCUCCCCAAAAAUCAAAAUCGAAAUCCCUAGAAGAGAAGAUCAGUAGGCGAGCCGUCGACUGUGGGGCGUGAUUCAUCCACCGGUCAUCCAUGGAUUCCUUCGGCGAUGACGAAUUCCCAGAAUUGACCUAUUAUGAAGGCACCUACUGCGACAGCUGCCGGAAAAUGGCCAAGACGGAGAUGAAAGAAGAGUACGACGACGCGGAUUACAUUUACAAGGGCGAAGAUUUUGGUGGCGAUAACACGCUAAAGCUACGGAUGAUCCACUACAGGAGGAACUUGAGGGUGAAUGGUCGUUUUUAUGCUGAUUGCCCUCCAGAUUAUAUGAACGUCGGUGCGCAACCACACGCUCGAUACCAUUUUAAAUGCGAGCCGGGCUUUGAUGAGACCGUUGAAGACUGCGCCAAGUUCGCGGUCGAGACAUUUAAUGAAGAGCGGGGCACUGAGAUGGAGCUCCGUGAGAUUGAGAAUGUCUCUGUUGAAGGUGUUAUUAACAGGGCAAUCUAUAUGAUUCUUCGUUGCUGCAAUGUUGGUAAGCGGAAACGGAAAUCCGAGGGGAGUGACAUUAGUGCUUUUGAGAAGAGUUACAGAGUUGUGGUUUCCUGUUGCUGGUGGAGAAAGGCGUACAAGGAAGUUUUGGUCUUCAAGGACAGCCAUGGGAACAAUUUGUUGGAGCCCACUCGGCCCUUCGACGAGCGCACAACGCCAAAGCAGCGCCGCCCUCCUCCCAUUGAACAUGAUGCCUGAAAGCUGAUGUUAGCACAGUGGAGCAUCACUAAUUGGGAUGGGUAACUUAGAAAAAAAAUUGGGGGAGGAGAGAACAAGGAUUUGAGAAUGAUAUAAUCAUUAGGGAGAGGGUUUGAAGAAACGCAGGAAAGAAGGGUCGGUCAAGAGAAGGGAGAAUUCGACUGCUACGGGAAAUAGAAGAUUACAGUUAAAAAAUAAUUCUUCUGUAUUUUUUAUUUUUUUGUGUACUCAACUCAUAAUUAUAGAAUAUAUAAGAUUAACAAAUUUUCUUAAACUACCCGUAAUUAACCCCUAUUACAAAAAUACCAAAUAUCCCCCAAAAUCCUCCAAAAAGUACUAAAAUAAUUCAACAAUAACAAAAGACCAUAAGCAUAAUAGAUAAUCCCAAACCCGAUAGAAACUAGGAGGUCGUUUGCUUGUAGGAUUCUGAAAAAUUAAGGAUUUGUGUAAAAGUAUGGAUUUUAUCAUAGAAAGAUUAUGUGAGAUUUUGUCAUUUUGUAUUUGUUUUGGAUUUGCAAAAGUGCUUGUUUACUUGUUGGAUUUUGUAUUGGAUUUAUGUCCUUGGAAUUGAUUAGUUAAAGGUUGAAUUUACAAUUUUGUCCUUAUUGACUACAACGUUGUAAGUUGCAGCAACUAUUUACAACAUAAAUUUGCAUCAUCUUACAUACAUUAAUGACUUCCAAACCCUACAAAUAAUAAUGAGGACAACAUCGGAAUAUUGGAAAUAUAUAAGGUUACUUUUGUCAUUUGUUUUCAUGGAUUGUGGCUCUCCUCGAAAUUCCAGUUAAAAAAGUAGGAUUUUAUAAUCUGUGGACCCCACGGAUUUUAAUCCCACUAUAAUCCCUUAUGCAUGGGUCCCACAAGAACUAAUCCAACACAAUUUUUGCAACAAACAUGGACUUUGUCCAUAAUCCCAUAAGUGUGGGUUUUUAACCCAAAAUUCUUCAUAAAAAUCCCAAUAGCAAACGGCCUCUAAGUUUAUAUCACUCUUUGUUGGAAGGGUUCUGAAGUUGUAGUCUAUGGGCCAUGUGAAACGCUGAAAUACAGUUGUGAUAACUAUGUGUCGGUUCAUUUGCGAUAGCUGGAGAUUCAUAAGCUAAAUGUACUGUUUUAGGGUUCUCGCGAGGAUUUAGUACGAUGUCCAAAAAUUGAACUACGUCAUGUUGGAAGUGAAACUUUGAAGUGAAGACACGAACUCGGCUGACUCAAAGUUGUGAAAGCAAUUUCCUUGAUUCUGUCGCAGAUAACUCCAACAUGUGUUUCAAGUUUCAACUUUUUCUCUGUUUUGUCUUCACUAUGAGUAUGACGUUGUUUUCUCGACGAAAUUGGUCAGGAUAGAGUUACAUUUCCCUGAUCACAAAUCUUUCGCCACUCCAUCGAUUAUUUUUAUAAUCAAUUGUCAGGGAAACCGUAUGGAAGAGAACGAUUGAAGGCGUGAUUAAUCACUCUCCUUAGAGUGUUAUUUGUCCCCACUACUUUGUUGCUGGUAGGAAUUAGGCAAACCACCCCCAGGAGUCCCUUCAACCAAAGUCUGAAAGCAGCAACCUUUCUGACUUCUGUGUUUUUGGAGAAGGAAAACGGAGAGAAGAAGAUGAACGUUGGAACAAAAACGUCGUUUCACAAAACUCAAAAUCAAAUAAUUAUCCGGAUUAAUUAAUUAAAAUAAUUCCGGUAAUUAAUUAGCCAAAAAUUCAAAUCCGAAUGCGUCGCGCAAACGUGCUAAGUGCUAAGUGCGAUUUAAUAUGUCCAAUUAAAUAGCCCACACUUUUUCCAAAAGCCCACUAACCACUUUAUCCAAUAACUAAAGUGGAAAGCAAACUUAAAAACAACUUGCACUUUCUUUCUCCCACCAAUGUGGUAUUUCCUUUACUCUUUGACUACUCUAACAUCAAUAUUUUAGCAGCGAUUUCUAAUAAGAAAAAUCAUAAUCCACC
This is a messenger RNA of Linum trigynum, 6147 nucleotides long. Lineage: Eukaryota; Viridiplantae; Streptophyta; Magnoliopsida; Malpighiales; Linaceae. The record is from the annotation of a GenBank genome assembly.